Molecule: messenger RNA, 1460 nt
Organism: Diabrotica balteata
Lineage: Eukaryota; Metazoa; Arthropoda; Insecta; Coleoptera; Chrysomelidae
Source: the annotation of a GenBank genome assembly
GCGGCAACAGUUAUGGUAAUACAAAAAUUAUUAGUUGUUUUGUUUGCAUACUUUUGCUUGUGUCAAACCAAAUAUCAACCGACAUGGGAUAGUAUAGACUCUAGACCAUUACCUUCUUGGUAUGAUGAAGACAAAAUAGGAAUUUUUAUCCAUUGGGGAGUAUUUUCUGUUCCUAGUGUAAAAUCAGAGUGGUUUUGGGCAGAUUGGAAAGCCGGAGAUUCAGAGGUUGUGAAUUACUUAAAAAAUUAUUAUUCUCCAAACUGGAAGUACCAAAACUUUGCAAAGGACUUUACAGCUGAAUUUUACGAUCCCAAUGAGUGGGCAGAAAUUUUCGCUAAUUCUGGAGCAAAAUACAUUGUCUUAACCAGUAAACAUCAUGAAGGGUACUGUCUAUGGCCAUCGAAAUACUCAUAUAGUUGGAAUGCUCAAGAUGUUGGACCAGGAAGGGAUAUUCUUGGUGAACUGGCAACAGCAGUAAGGGCUAAGAAUCUCAAGUUCGGGUUAUACCACUCCUAUUAUGAAUGGUUUAAUCAACUAUAUCUAGCUGACAAAGCCAAUGGAUAUAAAACACAAGAUUUCGUAGACCGUAAGACAGACCCCGAAUUAAGAGAACUUGUGAACACAUAUAAACCUUCCGUUAUAUGGUCUGACGGUGACUGGGACGCUCCAGACACUUACUGGAGAUCGAAAGAAUUCUUAGCAUGGCUGUACAACGAAAGUCCAGUCAAAGAUGAAGUAGUAGUAAACGAUAGAUGGGGAUCUGGAAUUCCCUGUACUCAUGGAGGAUUUUUCUCAUGUCAAGAUAGAUACAAUCCAGGUACUCUUCAACAACACAAGUGGGAAAAUGCUAUGACAAUUGAUCACAAAUCUUGGGGAUUUAGAAGAAAUGCGAAACUGUCUGAUUACAUGACCAUAGAAGAACUUCUGUACCAAUUGGUUUCUACAGUCAGUUGUGGAGGUAACCUCCUUAUGAACGUCGGACCUACAAAAGAUGGUAUAAUUGCUCCUAUUUUCCAACAGCGUCUUAAAGAUCUGGGUACUUGGUUGUCAAUCAACGGUGACUCUAUCUAUAGUACAAGGCCAUGGACAUCACAAAAUGAUUCAUUGACAAAUGGGGUUUGGUAUACCAGCAAAGGUUCUGAUGUAUAUGCCAUUAGUCUGCAAUGGCCUAAAGAUAAUACAUUGAAUUUGGGAUCGGCCAUUGAUCUUUUCAAAAAUGCAAAUACUUCGGUAUAUUUGCUUGGCCAUGAAAAUGGUGAAGCAUUAAAGUGGACUUUAGGUGAAUCCUCAGUUACCAUUAAUUUCCCGGAUAAAUCACAAGUAGGCAGUGAAUGGGCAUACGUGUUAAAGAUUGUUCCCGGAGCUAGUGUAGUAUACGGACAGAAUAAAAUUUAGAAAAUAAUAAGAUUGUUUUAAGACUAAUAAUUGUAAUAUUUUGAAAUAAAAUGAUUUUUAAGAAU